AUGAUACGGUUCCUUCAUACGCAUUAUCAAAUAUGGCGUUACGGACAGGCUGGCGUCUCUAUCAACCACAUUAGAAUUUCUUUCGUUAUUUCUUUCCCCUUUGUUUCUUUCUCUUUUUCUUUCUUUUGUUCAAACUUGUUCUUUUUAUGUUUAUUUCUUUUCCUCUUUCGUUCUAUCUUUUUUGCUUUUUCGGUAUUUUUCCGUCUUUUUUUAUUUUUUAUUUUUUUUUGCACUAUCGUUCUUUCUUUCUUGCUCGUUCAACCUUCCUUUUUUGCUCUUUCGCCAUUUCUUUUUUGUGCUUUCGUAAUUUUUUUUUCUUUGUUCUUUUUUUUCUUUUCCUUUCUUUUUUUUUGUCCGUUUUUCUUUCUUUUUUUUAGCGCUUUCGUUCUUUCUUUUUUUCUUUUUUUUCUUUUUCGUUCAUUUUUUUUGCUCUUUCUUCCUUUCUUUCUUUCUCUUUUAUUCUUUCUUUUGCUCUUUUGUUUUUUUUUUAUCACUUAUUGUUCCUUCCUUCGUUCGUUGUCUCUUUUUUUCGUCCGUUUCUUUCUUUUGUUCAUCCUAUUUGCUAUUACACUUUCGUUCUUUCUUUCUUACUCUUUAACUCUUUUUUUAUCUUUGUUUAUUUCUUUUUUUAUUCUUUCCUUCUUUUUUUUUUUUUUUUGCUUUUUCGUCCUUUCUUUCUUUCUCUUUCGGUGUUUCUUUUUUUAUCUUUGUUUCUUUUAUCCUCUUUCCUCCUUUCAUUUUAAUUCUUUUGUCCUUUCUUUUUGGCUCUUUCAUUCUUUCUUUUUUCUUCUUUUGUUUCUUUUGAUCUUUCAUCUUUUUUAUCACUCCUUGUUCCGUCGUUUCAUCGUUCGUUAUCUCUUCUUUCUUUCGUCUAUUCUUUCUUUUUUCAUUCUGUUUUCUGUCUGUAUGAAGGGCGAAUACGUAUUUGGUGUACUCCCGGUGAAACGAGUACUCCAGUGA
Acanthosepion pharaonis is the source of this 960-nucleotide messenger RNA. Lineage: Eukaryota; Metazoa; Mollusca; Cephalopoda; Sepiida; Sepiidae. The record is from the annotation of a GenBank genome assembly.